AUGGAUUGGACUAAUGAUGCUGUAUUGAGAUUUUUGGAAUUGUACCAAAUGCAUCCGUGUAUAUGGGAUCCCCAAAAUGUGUCCCACAGAAACAAAACGAAAGUCAACGACGCAUGGUGUGUAAUAAAGAAGGAAUUGGGAUUUCCAGGGACAAUAAAGGAAUUAAAGAAAAAGAGAGAAUCAUUAAUGUCUGCAUACAGGGGCUACAAGACUAAAAUUAAUAAAUAUGAAACAUCAGGAGUUGGUAGUUCUGAUGUUUAUAAACCGACAUGGUUUGCAUUUGAACUUAUGGAUAGUUUCCUAGCGUCACUGUAUACAUGCCAGCCAUCUUUAAAUUCUCAAGAAACAAUGACAACAACCAGAAGAAGACAGCAGAAUCCACCUGAACUUGUACAAGUUAAAAACCAAAUGGAUAAAGCAUUUAAGAUUCUCGAAACAGCAUCAAAACGGCAAUUAGAAGAUGAUGAUGAUGAAUGCAAUAUCUUCGGAAAACUAAUGGCAAAGAAGCUGCCUGUUAUAUGCGCUAAUGCGGUAAACUCUGGCGUUUGUACGGGCGAUAUGGGUGCUCCGCUUGUGUCCGGUGGUGUUCUUAUAGGAGUGGCCUCCAACCACAAGGGAUGCGGGUCACAGAACUAUCCUGAUGUCUUCACAAGAAUCGACGCUUACGUAGAUUGGAUCAUGCAAGUCGCUGUACCACCGUCAAGUUAA
Messenger RNA from Danaus chrysippus (African queen), 708 nucleotides. The record is from the annotation of a GenBank genome assembly. NCBI's taxonomy places the organism in Eukaryota, Metazoa, Arthropoda, Insecta, Lepidoptera, Nymphalidae.